This is a messenger RNA of Corythoichthys intestinalis (scribbled pipefish), 2814 nucleotides long. RefSeq names its product trypsin like peroxisomal matrix peptidase 1 (gene tysnd1). The record is from RefSeq and is a predicted model, not a curated record. Gene Ontology annotation, molecular function: serine-type endopeptidase activity. The transcript has 4 exons. Gene Ontology annotation, cellular component: peroxisome. Gene Ontology annotation, biological process: regulation of fatty acid beta-oxidation; protein processing. Bases 211 to 1764 code for a protein of 517 amino acids. Lineage: Eukaryota; Metazoa; Chordata; Actinopteri; Syngnathiformes; Syngnathidae.
UGUCGGCAAGAGUAAUAACAAACGGAAACACUCGCUUUUGUUUUAACAUUCUGGUUCAAAUUGGUUUUGACGAGUCUGUUUGAACAUCUCAGCAUGUUUAUUUCGUCAGCACCGGUGUGUGUAUUUUCAAAUGUUAAAUUUCAAGCGGUCUUUUAGUAGUUAAACAUUGUUAAGAGUCAACAUGGGCAAAGUUCACCGGCUCGGCUAACGAUGGAGCUACAAGACGUAGAGAAGUGCUGCGGUGUUGUUACCUUGAGAGAAGAUUUCUCAGGCCAGGAACUCGUAAGCUUUAGCGGCAUUCUCAUUCAUCCCAGCACCGGAGCUGUCAUAUGCAUUGGCCUGCCGUUUUUUCGUUUAAUUAUAGGCGAAAAAACAACUUAUGCUAACGAACGUCGCAUCCUGUUGCGUCACAAUUUCCGCGACAAAUUUAAAAUCAGUGUCAGCUUUCCAUCCUCCAGCCAUGUGGAGGCUAAUGCAUGCAGAGCGGGUAAACCCAGCGAAAAACACGGGAAACAGGAGCAUGAAGCUGAGCUGCUGAUGCUGGUGAACUGCGUGGAGUUCAAACAUACUUUCCAAGCACUUUUCCAUCAGGCAGACAAGUGGUGUUUCCAUGGCGACCAGGGUGACGACCUGAUCCAGAAUGUAGACUAUCUCAGCUGGUUUGCCGUGCUCAAGGUAGGAGUGCCAAAUCCUGGCACCGUCUCCUGGUGUAGCAGCUUGUCUCUUCAGAAAGGCUCCCCAGUUGUCGCCUGCGGUUCUCCAUUCGGUUCCCUCUGCUUGGACCUUUUUAAUGGCACUGUGAGCAGGGGCAUCAUCAGCAACCUGGCGGGUGAGGACAAUGCUGUCAUCCUUACAGAUGCCCGCUGUUUGCCAGGCACGGAGGGCGGCGGCUUGUUUGCAAUGGAGGACAACUGCCUUCACCUGAUAGGAGUGAUUGUAUCGCCGUUCGGUUGGAAGGCCAAUGAAUGGAUCGGACUCACUCUUGUUUGUUCCAUCCACUCGAUCCUCGGGAGCAUCGCCAAAUUCGGAGAAAUUCAGGAUCCGCUCCGAGAUGUUUGGCUUAACCCCACAGAGGUCAAUAUGACCAGAAAGUCCAACCUGGGUCAAUACCCAAUUGUGUGUCUGGUGGACAGCGGGCAGCGAUGGGGCUCGGGGGUUCUCGUGACCUCUGAGCUGAUUUUAACUUGCCGACAUGUUGUCGAUGGGAAGUCCACAGUUGGCCUCAAGUUCCACCACAGAGACAGAGUCCUCGACAUUGUUGGCGACGUCCUCUUCUCCACUAAAGCAUCGUCGCCUUACGAUGUCGCUGUGGUGCGGUCUAGAGAAUCCAUUUUUGACGUUGUCAUCCCUCGAAUGGCACACAAGUUCAACAUAGGCGAAUGUGUGUUGGUGUCUGGAUACGGCGGGCUUGGUCAGCGGUGCGGCCCGUCGGUGAGCUGCGGUGUCCUCUCCAAAGCCAUCACGUUCAACCGCCGGGCCAUCAUGCUUCAAACAACGUGUGCCGUACAAGCAGGGACCAGCGGGGGUCCUGUGGUACGAGCCUCCACGGGAGAACUGCUUGGCAUCGUAUGCAGCAACACGAGGGACUUGUCCACCAAGGCAACCUACCCCCACCUCAACUUCUGCAUUCCAAUGAGCGUACUGCAUGGACCUCUGCUCCGAUUUGAACAGUUUGGGGACAUAAAGGCGUUCGAUGUGCUGGACGCCGCAGAGGAGCAAGUGAAAAGGGUGUGGAGGUUACAAGAUAAACAAAGCAAACUGUAGUCUUUAGUGCAGUGGUUCUUAACCUUGGUAAAGGUACCGAACCCCAUAGGUUUCACAUGUGGAUUCACCGAACCCUUCGGAAUUAGAUAAUAAAUCCAAUUUUUUCAAAUUCAAAACCAUUAUACCUUAAUUUUUGGACUAUAAGGCGCAACUGACUAUAAGCCGCCACGCACCAAAUUUGACACGAAAACGGCAUUUGAUCAUAGAUAAGCCGGACUGGAGUAUAAGCCACAGCUGUCCUCACUGAAUUAUGGGAUAUUUACACCAAAACAUAUUAACCGGUGACACUUUAUUUGACAGCGGCAUCAUAAGAUGUCAUAAGACCAAAUGAAUCACCAUGAAGCUUUGAACCAAUUUGCUGCAAAGCUUCAUUGCUUCAAGCUAGUAAUUUAGCAAAUUGCAGUUCAAAAUUCUUCUCAUUUUGACAGCAUGUUUUAUAAACAGGUCAAAAUUUGAGACCACGCUGCCCAUUGGUCUGUUGCACUCAUAGCAAGUACGAGUCAACCUUACACUGAGCAAACCAAUUCCUCUUCCUAUCAAAUCGAGGACUAGCAGUUAAAAGAAAUUAAAUUAAAAAAUUAAAAAGCCACUUUGCCUGAAUUCAAUCAGCGACUAAAAUAGGGCUCUGCGUUUCUUUACUUUCGCCGAACCCCUUAGACUUACUUACCGAACCCCUGGGGUUCAAUGGAACCCAGGUUAACAACCACUGCUUUAGUGUGAGCAUAACUACACAGCCAGAACCGACUUACUGUGACUAGUUGCAAUGCGCAAUGUAGAUGGGCAAUGUGAGACCAAUCAAAAUAAAACUACGAUUCAAACCAGUGUUAUAAAUUCACGUGCCAAUAAUUUCACUCAUGUAAGAGUAGCUUUACUUCAAAAUAUUACACAAAUAAAAGUAGUCAUCAAAAAACUUACUUAGGUACAAGUAAAAAAGUACAGUGGGGCAAAUAAGUAUUUGUUCAACCACUAAUUGUGGAAGUUCUCCCACUUGAAAAUAUUAGAGAGGCCUGUAAUUGUCAGAAUGGGUAAACCUCAACCAUGAGAGAAAGA